UUAUGUCCCGCCCCCCUCCCCGCCACGUCCGUGUCCGUCCCUCCCCGCCAUGGCGUUCACGCUGUACGCCUUGCUGCAGGCCGGGCUGCUGGUGGUCAAUGCCGUCGCUGUGCUGCACGAGGAGCGAUUCCUUCGCCAUGUUGGCUGGGGAAGCGAUCAAGGGAUCGGAGGAUUCGGAGAGCAACCAGGAAUCAAAGCGCAGCUGAUGAACCUGGUUCGAUCCAUACAGACGGUGAUGAGAGUGCCGCUGAUAGCUGUGAACUCCGUGACCAUCGUGCUCCUCCUGUUCUUCGGCUGAAGAUUCCAGUUGCAAAAACCUUUUGGAUAUCCAAAGAAGCGAGUUUAUGGCCUCAUUGCUAUUGAGUUUCCCGGGGAUACAGCACGGUUUAACUGUCAGUUUGCCGUUCGACCUAAAAUAAUAAAAGACACUGUUUGUAUUUAUCCUA
Messenger RNA from Coturnix japonica (Japanese quail), 446 nucleotides. It is a transcript of the gene IER3IP1, whose product is annotated as immediate early response 3 interacting protein 1. The record is from RefSeq and is a predicted model, not a curated record. Gene Ontology annotation, cellular component: COPII-coated ER to Golgi transport vesicle; Golgi membrane; endoplasmic reticulum membrane. Gene Ontology annotation, biological process: endoplasmic reticulum to Golgi vesicle-mediated transport. Lineage: Eukaryota; Metazoa; Chordata; Aves; Galliformes; Phasianidae.